AUGAGUCGAAAGCUCUUCCUCAUGAUUGUGAAUUCCAUCUGGGAGUUCAACAGCUACUUUAAGUGCAAUAAGGAUUGCACCAUCACACUUGGAUUCACCUCACUUCAGAAGUGCACGACGGCUAUGAGGAUGCUUGCAUAUGGGGCUCUCGGUGAUAUACUGGAAGACUAUGGAUGCAUGGAUGAGUCCACCACCAUUGAGUGUUUAUUCAAAUUUGAUUUUCCCCCCACAUUUGUUGGUGUUGGAAUGAUUUGUCCACAUGUGGUAAAUUUUGCGUUACUCUUUGGAGGAAUCAUAUCUUGGGGAUUGCUAUACCCUUUUCUUGAAUCAAAACACGGGCAAUGGUAUCACACUGAUAGUGCUUCAAGUCUUACGGGGAUGAAUGGAUACAAGGUCUUCAUUUGCAUAACAAUUAUCAUCACAGAUGGAAUAUUCAACUUCCUUACAGUCAUUAUUGCAUCUUGUAUUGACAUUAAGCACAAGCAACAAGAUAUUGAUUCAGGGUUGAGUAAUUACAUAAAAAAACACCCUAGCCUUAACUACGAUGAUCGUAAGAGGAUUGAGGUAUUUCUUCAAAAUAAAAUCCCUUUAACCAUAUCAGUGGGAGGAUACAUUGCAAGUGCUACAAUCUCAGUAGUUGUUAUCCCAUGGUUGUUCGAUCAAAUUAAAUUCUAUCAUGUUGCCACAUUAUAUAUUGUCACGCCGGUCAUUGCGUUUGCAAACACUUAUGUAAAUGGACUUACAGAUUGGUCAGUUGGAUAUACUUAUGGCAAGUUUACAAUAUUUGUUGUUGCGGCAUGGAUUGUGAAACCGGGUGCAAUUGUUGCUGGCCUUGUAGCUUGUGGGAUAAUGAUAGCAGCUCUGCACAUUUCUUCACAAGCUACACAAGACAUCAAGACGGGUUUCAUGACACUAACCUCAGAAAGAGCUAUGGUAAUUGGGCAAAUUGUUGGUGUAGUUAUUGGCUCUAUUGUGAGCCCAUGUAUAUUUCUUGCCUUUCAAAAAAGUGAAAAGCCUGGAGUUACUAUCGGAUCUGCUCAAUCACAUUACCCAUGUCCUUUUGCUGGACUCUUUCGUGCCAUCGGUGUGAUUGGCAUUGGAGGAGUGAAGGAGCUCCCUAAGUAUUGCCUUACAAUGUGCUUUGCUGCAUUUUGCAUAACAAUUGUCACAGAUGUACUUUCAUUGGUAUCUUAGGGAAAAGGCUGGAGAAUGCACAAGUAUCUUCCUAAUAUGACAGUGGUAGCACUACCAUUCUUUGCAGGGCCCGAUUUCCCCAUAGAUAUGUGCCUAGGUACUGCGAUAAUGUAUCUAUGGACUAAAAUUAAUAAAAGAAGUGCAACUUUGCUGUCAUCGGCAGUUGCAGCAGGCCUUAUAUGUGGAGAGGGACUAUUUGCAUUGCCAUCAGUAGUACUCACUACGUUCAGUAUACAACCACCAAUGUGCAUGAAGUUCUUUCAUAGUGGAAACGAAGUUGAUGUAGUUUAUUCAUUCUUAAAUAAGUUGGAAACACCCACAAAGACAUGA
Triticum aestivum (bread wheat) is the source of this 1524-nucleotide messenger RNA. RefSeq names its product probable metal-nicotianamine transporter YSL3. NCBI's taxonomy places the organism in Eukaryota, Viridiplantae, Streptophyta, Magnoliopsida, Poales, Poaceae. Gene Ontology annotation, molecular function: oligopeptide transmembrane transporter activity. The coding region runs from base 1 to 1194 and encodes 397 amino acids. The transcript is spliced from 3 exons. Gene Ontology annotation, cellular component: membrane. The record is from RefSeq and is a predicted model, not a curated record.